AUGUUUGAAGUUAUUCGAGCUAGCACCUGCUCGCUGCCUCAAUACUCCCAGGCCGUCAAAUAUAACGGCGUGGUAUACUGUUCUGGUGAUAUUGGUGCCCUUCCUGGAACUGACUGGGAGCUGGCUCAGGGAACAGCAAAAGAUAGAGCUAGGCAAGCCCUUCGGAAUCUCUCUACUGUUCUCGAGACCGCUGGGAGCCGACUUGAGAAUGUUUUCAAGAUUACCAUCUACAUAACUACGAUGAAAAACUUCGGUCUGGUAAAUGAGGCGUAUGAUGAGUUCUUUACUUGGGCCAAAAAGCCAGCAAGAUGUUGUGUGGCUGUACAUGAGCUACCCCUCGGGACGGAUGUCGAGAUUGAGUGCAGCGCCCAUCUGAACUAGCGUUAGCUUCCAGGCGGUAUGGUGUGUCACUGGAGCUGCUCUUUUGAAGGGAUAUUAUAGUCCGAUUUGGCUGGGACGUCCGGAUAAAUAGGCCCUAGGGGCGGUGAAUGUCUCUUCUAAAUAGAUUAGCCAAGGCCACCUAGGUAAAGUGGCGCGUCAAAAGUCUACUUUCAAC
Messenger RNA from Fusarium oxysporum Fo47, 556 nucleotides. Its product is annotated as Endoribonuclease L-PSP/chorismate mutase-like protein. The record is from RefSeq and is a predicted model, not a curated record. Gene Ontology annotation, molecular function: deaminase activity. Bases 1 to 381 code for a protein of 126 amino acids. Gene Ontology annotation, cellular component: cytosol; mitochondrion. NCBI's taxonomy places the organism in Eukaryota, Fungi, Ascomycota, Sordariomycetes, Hypocreales, Nectriaceae. The transcript is spliced from 3 exons.